Molecule: messenger RNA, 1713 nt
Organism: Dacryopinax primogenitus
Lineage: Eukaryota; Fungi; Basidiomycota; Dacrymycetes; Dacrymycetales; Dacrymycetaceae
Exons: 4
Coding region: 1-1713 (570 amino acids)
Biological process (GO): transmembrane transport; monoatomic anion transport; monoatomic ion homeostasis
Cellular component (GO): fungal-type vacuole; plasma membrane
Molecular function (GO): borate efflux transmembrane transporter activity; solute:inorganic anion antiporter activity
Source: RefSeq, a predicted model, not a curated record
AUGAAGCUCCCCUCCACUGUCCAGGAGGCCGCUGGGAAACGGAGAGAUGACAGGGAGAGCGAGAGCUGCAGCACUUUGGGGAGAGAGACACUUUCCCGUACUCCACGCACGAGGUGGUGGGGUUAUAUAGGACGGGGGAUGUACAGAGAUCUCAAAGCCCGUGCACCAUACUACUGGAGUGACUGGCGCGAUGCUUGGAACUACCGCGUCAUCCCUGCGACGACGAUGAUAUUCUUCUCCAAUGUACUACCUGGGAUCGCUUUCUCCCUCGACCUAAUCGAGACGACCUCUGCGUACGGAGUCACCGAAGUCCUGCUCUCAUCCUUCAUGGCCUCUUUCAUAUUCAGCAUCUUCGGUGCUCAGCCCCUAUGCAUCCUAGGCGUCACAGGCCCCAUAACAGUGCUAAACACGACGAUCUUCCAUAUACUCCAAACCCAAGCCUCACCCCCAAACUACCUCCAGUUCGUCGGCUGGGUCUACCUCUGGGCCGCCAUCCUGCACAUCAUCGCCGCCCUAGCAGGAGCAGUCAAUUUCCUCUCCCGCGUCACCCGUUUCUCAUGCGACACGUUCGGGUUCUUCGUCUCCGUCGUUUACCUUCAGUACGGAGUCCAGAUCCUCCUGCGCCAACUGUCAACGCCCAGCAUCCCUACCUCCUCCGUACUGGCAUCGAUCAUCCUCGCCCUGCUCAUGCUAGGUAUCUCCCACCUCUGGCUCCAACUCGGAGACAGCAUAUACUUCCCCCGUCCCGUCCGCCGUUUCUGCGCAGACUACGGCAUGCCCCUAACCCUCGUCGCCACCACCGGGCUCGGAUACUGGGGUGCGCUGCGAGGCGUUGACAUCCUCCCCGUUGGGGGGAGCUUCCAGCCCGCCGGGGGCCGAAGCUGGCUCGUCCCCUUUUGGCAACUCGAUGCCAAAUGGGUAGGCAUCGCCUUCCCCUUCGGUGUGAUCCUCUUCAUCCUCUUCUACUUCGAUCACAACGUUUCCUCCCUCAUCGCCCAGUCGUCGGAUUUCCCACUCCGGAAACCCCCAGGCUUCCACUGGGACUUCUUCCUCCUCGGCCUGAGCACAUUUCUCGCUGGCCUCCUAGGCCUCCCAGCACCCAACGGGCUCAUCCCGCAAGCUCCGAUCCACGCGCGUUCCCUGCUCGUCCUAGGUCCUGCCCAUAACCCGGAAACAGAAGCCGAGAAGCAGGAAGCAGAGCGAGCGAUGGCCGGCCCGCAGGGAGGUGUCAACCCAGGCCGGGAAGUACCCGUCGCGGUCGUUGAGCAGCGAGUGAGCAACCUCGCCCAGGGCGCACUGUGUCUCCUCCUCCUUAGCCCUCCUUUCCUGCACCUCCUAGGCCUGGUACCGCGUGGAGUCCUAGCAGGACUCUUCUGGUAUAUGGGCACCGACGCGCUCUUCACCUCUGGCCUAACGAGCAAAGCGCUCUACCUCCUCACAGACCGAUCUUUCCUCCUGCCCACACACCCCCUUCUGCCCGCCCGGCGUUCCCGUGUCCUCCUUUUCCUCCUGAUAGAGCUCCUAGGGUUCGGGGCCACAUUCGCCAUCGUACAGACGAUUGCUGCAAUCGGUUUUCCCGUGGUCAUCUUCUUGCUCGUACCGCUGAGGUUGUGGGUCGUCCCACGCCUCGGGUUUAGCAGGGAGGAGAUGACGGUGCUCGACGGGCCGGUAGCGAGUGCGUUCACGAUGGGUAGUGUUGGUGGUUCGCUCUGA